Messenger RNA from Syzygium oleosum, 2010 nucleotides. RefSeq lists its product as uncharacterized. The record is from RefSeq and is a predicted model, not a curated record. Lineage: Eukaryota; Viridiplantae; Streptophyta; Magnoliopsida; Myrtales; Myrtaceae. Bases 348 to 1532 code for a protein of 394 amino acids. The transcript has 3 exons.
GCCUCGAUGUUCGACGACUCGCAAGUCUCACAACACCACCCUCUCAUUUCUCCCCAAUUUCUCCCCCAACUCAAAGCGAGUCCUCGGACGGACGGAAUCGCGACGAAGAAGAUCGAAUCUGAAAUCAAUCUCUGCGGACGUAGCGGUUCUUGAUCCGUUUGUUGUAGGGUCCGUGGGUGAUCUUUUCUUACCUGUCUUGCAAAACAAAACAUUGCGUGAUAGCUUGCCUUCUGGUUUCUACUUUAAGCUCAAUAUAGGGUUUGUUAACAAUAGCUAAAACUGACAAGCUGUACGGACUCGGAGGAAUUGUUGUUACUCCACAGAUUUCUUGGUCUUGUGUAUGCAAGAUGGCUGGUGUGAAAAGAAGGGCUUAUAAAGAUUCAGAUAUUCGUGCUUUUCACAAAGAGUUGGAUGAGGUGUCUUGUCCUAUCUGCAUGGACCAUCCACAUAAUGCUGUUCUCCUACUAUGCAGCUCACAUGAAAAGGGAUGCAGAUCUUAUAUAUGUGAUACAAGUUACCGACAUUCAAAUUGCCUAGACAGGUUUAAGAAACUAAGAGUCAAUUCUAGGUGCAAUCCAACUUUACCUAAUUCUUUGCCUAGAAAUGCAGACCAUUCUAGUGAUGCUUCUGGUAGGAAUUCGUCAAACAGUGCAAUUCAUUUUAAUGAUAUUGAUAAUCCAAAUGGAAAUCACAGUGCAACAGUUAGUGGAUCAUCUGAGGGGCAUGGGGAUGAUAACACUGGAGAAAAUCACAGUCAGAAUAAUGUUGCAAGUGUGGAAGUUGAAGUGGAGGGUGAUCUGGAGAAUGUUAAUGCUGAGUCCUUGCAAGAAAGGCCUGAUCUUCAAGUCGCUAAUGUGGAGGACUCGACAGAAUCAAAGUUCGAUAUUCAAUGCCCGUUAUGCCGUGGAGCCAUACUAGGCUGGAAGGUUGAUGAAGAAGCCAGAAGAUAUCUCAACCUGAAGAAGAGAAGUUGCUCACGCGAGGCAUGCUCGUAUCAUGGGAACUAUCAAGAAUUACGGAGGCAUGCUCGUAGGGUACACCCUGCUAUCCGACCUUCCGAUAUUGACCCAUCCAGAGAGCGUGCUUGGCGACGCCUUGAGCACCAGAGAGAAUAUGGUGACAUUGUCAGUGCCAUUCGUUCUGCUAUGCCGGGUGCUAUUGUUGUAGGGGAUUAUGUGAUUGAAAAUGGAGAUAGAUAUUCUGUUGACAGGGAAAAUGGCUCAGGUGAAGUCAAUGGACCUUGGUGGACUACUUUCUUUUUGUUUCAGAUGAUUGGCUCCAUGGAUUCUUCAGGUGAGCCAAGAUCAAGGGCAAGGGCUUGGAUGAGGCAUAGACGCCCAGGAGGGUCUGAAAGGAGGCUUCUUUGGGGUGAGAACCUGUUGGGUUUGCAGGAUGAUGAUGAUGAAGAUGACGACGACGACGAUAGUGAUGAUGGGAUCCAUGUGCUAAGUGACGGGGGUGAAGAUGCAUCUCCAAUCCCUAGAAGACGUAGACGGUUGAUGCGAUCAAGGUCUGAUGAGGAUCGGUCGUGAUGGAGGCCUGCUUUUAUGGUAUCUUCUCUAGCUUUCUGGUGCCGAUAGUGCCUGAACUCAGGAGCUUUUCUUCUGACAAAAUGUUACUUUCACCUGUAAUAUUUCUUCAGUGAUGUGCAGAAGCUGCCUUCCCGUGGAGCAGGAUUGCUAACUCAUGAACACCAUGCUAGAAAGCCGCCAACUGGUAUGGAGCAUCAGCAUGAAGUUUCGGGAAUGGUUUGAAGGAACAAGUUCGUAUGGCGUCGCGCCUUUGUCUCGCAAUUUAGUAUUUGGGUCCAGAAUGCAUGAACUUCCUGUGUCUGGAAUUCAUGUAUUUCAGUUCCUCUUCUUCUAUAGUAGAUAUCCUGGCCAUCACAUGGUUAAGUUAUAUGCUUAUAUUUAAUGGUUUGUUUCCAUCUUUGUAACUGAAUGCCUUAUCUUUUCUGGAAAAGGAUUGGAAGACUUAAUAGUUGUGUAUAUUGUACAGUUAUUCUCAUCA